Messenger RNA from Pleurotus ostreatus (oyster mushroom), 1530 nucleotides. RefSeq lists its product as uncharacterized. Gene Ontology annotation, molecular function: transmembrane transporter activity. The transcript is spliced from 13 exons. The coding region runs from base 1 to 1530 and encodes 509 amino acids. Gene Ontology annotation, biological process: transmembrane transport. Lineage: Eukaryota; Fungi; Basidiomycota; Agaricomycetes; Agaricales; Pleurotaceae. Gene Ontology annotation, cellular component: membrane. The record is from RefSeq and is a predicted model, not a curated record.
AUGUCCUCUUCCCAUUCAGUGACAAGCGUCGUGGCGGACUCUAUAACCGGCAAGGUUCUUGUGUCUGUUGAGGAACCUGUAGAAACCGAGUUCGCCUACCCCCCAAAAGCAUCAGCAAACCCGUCUAGUCGAGUAUGGAUGCAAACGGACCUCCAUGAUAAUUCUCUCCCGAUCCCCUCGUCGUUUGCUUACAGCAUGCCUGAGCGAACGCGGCGGUUUUCCAGUAACGUUAGAGUCGGAACGAAAGCGGAAUUAGUGUCCUCGACGCCCGUAAAUGCGACCCAGGACGACAUUGCGUUGAUCAACUCGGCAGAGCAGAUAGCGAGAUUCAGGCGUACGGGCAUGAUCCAAUUUGCGACACUUUGCUGGUGCUUGUACCUCGAAGGAUGGAAUGACGGAACAACGGGUCCGUUGCUACCAGUAAUUCAGAGAGACUUUGGAGUUGGCUUUGCUGUUGUCUCUAUGUUGUUCGUUUCAAACUGCAUUGGUUUCAUCAGCGGUGCCGCAGCGAAUGUGUGGCUGGAUGAUAGAUUCGGCUUCGGCAAGGUUCCGUUAUUAACGACCUGGGUAGGCGCAGUGUGCCAACUAGCGACAUACGUGAUCCAGGCUCCUCGACCACCGUUCCCCAUAAUGGUCCUGGCCAAUUUCUUCGCAGGCUUCGGGCUCUCUUUGCAGAAUUCUCAAGCCAACGGAUUCGUCGGCGUGUUAAAGGAGAAUGUUCCAUUGAAGCUGGGUCUGCUACACGCGUCCUACGGUCUUGGUGCAUUUUCUGCACCGUUGGUUUCGACGCAGUUUUCUGAAAUGCGUCACUGGUCGUAUCACUAUAUCAUUUCUGCCGGGAUGGCCGUGUCGAAUAUCUUCCUUCUGAUCGCUACUUUCCGAUUCAAGAGGCAGGAUGAUCUUCUUGCAGAAGCAGGUCAAGAGACCGCAGAAGUGACCGUUCAUGAAGAAAACAAGUACAAGCAGAUCUUUGGGAUAAAGAGCGUCCAUCUGCUUGCCAUAUUUGCACUGAUUUACAUCGGUGUAGAGGUGACAUUAGGAGGAUGGAUCGUUACGUUCAUCAUCAACGAGCGUGAUGGGGGGCCGUCGGCUGGGUACAUCUCUUCGGGUUUCUUCGGAGGGUUGACAUUGGGAAGAGUGGGCCUUUUGUGGUUUAAUAAGCUGGUGGGGGAGCGUCGUGUUCUCUUCGUGUACGGCAUCCUGGCCAUAAUUUUGGAGAUCACGAUUUGGGUGGUCCCAUCCAUCAUUCAGAAUGCAGUGGCGGUUUCAUUCAUUGGUGUUCUCCUGGGACCCAUGUUUCCCAUCAUUAUCAAUUACGCCAGCCACAUCUUUCCUCGGUGGCUUUUGACAGCAUGCGUCGGCUGGAUCACUGGCAUUGGCAUGGCGGGGUCCGCCGCUCUGCCCUUCAUCACCGGCCUCCUGGCCUCCCGCUACGGUAUCGGCUCUCUUCAACCUCUAAUGGUCUCCAUGAUGUGUACGAUGGUCGGCGUCUGGGCCUUGGUACCAUCUGUACAAAGGCGUGCCGAUUAA